Closterium sp. NIES-65 is the source of this 234-nucleotide messenger RNA. The record is from the annotation of a GenBank genome assembly. NCBI's taxonomy places the organism in Eukaryota, Viridiplantae, Streptophyta, Zygnematophyceae, Desmidiales, Closteriaceae.
AUGUCGGAGCACGCAAGCACGGAGGAGGAGCAGGAGAUUGCACUGAGGCACGUGGUGCAGCGGCCGGCCGUUGCAUGGGGCAACGAUGAGUCGACUUACGUUGACCUGUCAGGGGUGGACCUGCAGCGAGUGGCGCGAGGGGCGGUGGCGAGUGCGAAUGAGAGGCAAGUGAGCGGGCAGCGCUCUGCUGUUCAUCUCGGUGCUGGAGGCACAGGUGGUGGUACCGGGAUAUAG